Jaculus jaculus (lesser Egyptian jerboa) is the source of this 1481-nucleotide messenger RNA. RefSeq names its product small integral membrane protein 19 (gene Smim19). The transcript has 4 exons. NCBI's taxonomy places the organism in Eukaryota, Metazoa, Chordata, Mammalia, Rodentia, Dipodidae. The coding region runs from base 223 to 546 and encodes 107 amino acids. The record is from RefSeq and is a predicted model, not a curated record.
ACCCAAAAAAAAAAAAAAAAACCUGGCUCCUGGCUGCAUCCGGAAACCGACGGGCCGGCAGGAAAUGACGCAGCAGAAGUCGUCCGCAUCCGCUCGGUCACCGGCCCCCAGCGUCGGCCCUGCCCUCCCCACACACACCCCCCCCGUUCCCGGAGAGGAAGCCUCCCGAGCUAGCGAGCGGCGCCGGCGUCCCUCGCUGUACCUCCGCAGCCCGCCGCCUCCAUGGCUGGCAGCUACGGUGUGAUGGGUGAUGAUGGCUCUAUUGAUUACACUGUUCAUGAAGCAUGGAAUGAGGCCACCAAUGUCUACUUGAUAGUGAUCCUUGUCAGCUUCGGCCUCUUCAUGUAUGCCAAGAGGAAUAAAAGGAAAAUUAUGAGGAUUUUUAGCAUACCACCUACAGAAGAGACUUUGUCAGAGCCCAGCUUUUAUGACACAAUGAGCAAAAUCCGUUUACGACAACAGCUGGAAAUGUAUUCCAUUUCAAGAAAGUACGAGUGUCAGCAGCCGCAGAGCCAGGCUGACAGUGUGCAGCUGUCCUUGGAGUGAACCUUAAAGCAAGCAGCAGAAGGGCCAUGAAGCCGGGCGGCAGCAGCUCCUCAUCCCUCCACUAAAUCAUGAACAUUGUGUGAAACACUUGUCUGGAUAAAAUCAUUUUACUUAGGACAUAUCUUUUUUAUUAUUAUUUUUAUAUUUUUUUGUUUUGCUUUCUAUUCAAUUGCAUCUUCCAGGACUUGUUGCUUAAGUACAAAAGGCUCAGAAGACACUCUGUGACCAGAAAUGGUCACUUUCCUCUAUGUGGCCCUGUGAUGUCUUCAGGACACAAUCAAUGGAAAGUAAAAACAUAUCUUUGGAAGCAAGAAUUCUGGAGGUUAUGACACCUUGACUAGAUUAUUUUGGCAAAGUUCAAGUGUGAAAGUGUAGUCAUUGCUCUUGGCUUAUUACCAUUGUCAAUGGCUCUCAUUGAAUUAGCGGACUUUCCUUCUUUGGGACGUGUGUGGUACACCACAGGACCUGCAGUCUCUGCACGGAGCCUUCCGUAAGUGCACUUGCUCCCUUAAUCCUCUUCCCAGGCAUGGUUUGAGUUCGAUUCUGAUUUCCCCAGUUUCACUGCCACCAUGAGGCUGCGUGAGCCACACUGGGGCCAGGCUGUUAGACAAAAGGAUGCCUCUUGCUUUCAGGAAAUGUCACUGUUACUGUCUAGUUUCUUGUACUUAAGCAUGUGUGCCGAAGGCCUACCUGUCUUGUACCAUUUGUCUAUACAAUGAAAUAUUUUUACCUAAUUUUUCCCAUUUAUUCAAAUAAAUAUGUAAUGAUAGGGAAUUCAACUGCCUGUAUAAUUCAAAGGCUGUGGUUUUGAAUUGAAGCUAUUCUGUGACUUUUUGUGUGGGUGCUGGGCAUCUAAGUUCAGGUCCUCGUGUUUGUGCAUAGAACACAUCACUGAUGAACCAUCUCCACAAAGUAAAGCUAUUCUUUAAUUUUUA